Molecule: messenger RNA, 375 nt
Organism: Aspergillus clavatus NRRL 1
Lineage: Eukaryota; Fungi; Ascomycota; Eurotiomycetes; Eurotiales; Aspergillaceae
Exons: 2
Coding region: 1-375 (124 amino acids)
Source: RefSeq, a predicted model, not a curated record
AUGGGUUACACUCACUACUACACCAUCCACAAUACCGAUAGCGUUGAAUGGCAAACCGCAUGGUCUCAACUAGUCGCCGACGCCCAGAGAAUCGUCAACGUAUCCGGCAUAUCGCUCGCUGGCCCUGGUCGGGAGGAACACUCCCGUCCCAUCAUCAACGAGGAGGAUGGAAUCAUGCUGAAUGGAGUUGGGCAAGAUGGCCACGAGCCUCUGUGCAUUGACAAACAUGGGGUCGCAAAUUUUGGGUUUAUCAAAACAGCCCGCAAGCCGUACGACGCGGUGGCUGCCUGCAUUUUGCUGAGAGCCUGGGUGUUGGCCCCGAAUUGUAUCGAGGUGGAGUAUGGUGAACGAUAUAUCGAGACGGUCCGGGAGUAA